Messenger RNA from Adineta steineri, 1428 nucleotides. The record is from the annotation of a GenBank genome assembly. Lineage: Eukaryota; Metazoa; Rotifera; Eurotatoria; Adinetida; Adinetidae.
AUGAUUCGACAUUCAGUUGAACAAACUGAAGCGAUUAAUAAUUCUAUGCUUUCAAAUAGUUCAUCAGAUCAUACUCAUGAUGUUACAGAACAAAUACUUUUUUGUCAAAAUGGAAUUGAUAAUUUAAAUAUUUCAUCAAAGAACAAUAAUUCAACAGUUAAUAAAACAUCUACUGAGGAAGUUAGUUCUGAAGAUGAAGUAUUAAUGGUUGAUAUUGAUUCUAAUGGAUAUAAAUAUGAGAGUUCUUUAUUUGAACUUAAUGUUGUUCAACAAUGUUGUAUUAUAUCAAUUAUAUCUCCAUAUGCAUUUACAAUUCAAUUAACACGAAAUAUAGUUGAAUGUGAUGAAUUUUUUAAAACUAUGAAUGAUUAUUAUAAUUCAAUUGAUGAUCUUCAAAUACCUCAAGAAUAUUUACGUAAAAAUUUACUUUGUGUUACAUAUGAUGAAACAAUAUCUGCAUGGAAUCGUUCUCAAAUAAUGGAAUAUGAUUUAAAUGAAGAUACAGUUAAUGUAUUUUUUGUUGAUCUUAAUUCUUGGGAAGAAAAUGUUUCACGUUCACGUAUACGUUUUAUAUUAACAAAAUAUUCUUCUCGACCUGUUUAUUUAUUAACAUGUCGUCUAGCAUCAAUUGCACCAUUAAAUCAUACUUAUCAAUGGGAUGAUGUAGUAUCAAAAACUUUUGAAAAUGUUAUUGAAAAUUGUCAAUGUGAUGUUGAACCAUUAUGUAAAAGAUGUGAUAAUACAUUUUAUGUGAAUUUAUUUGCAUUACAUGAUGAAGCCUAUGUUUGUAUUAAUGAUUUUUUAAUACAUUGUAAAAUGGCUCGACCAAAUGAUGAUGAUAUCAAUGAAGAAAAUACUAUUUGUAUGCUAGAUGAUAAUGGACAACCAAUGCAUUCAAUGAUAGCACUUUAUUGGAAAGCUGGAGAAACAACAUCUGAAACAAAAACUUCUAUUAAAAAUCAAGAAGAUGAUCAUCAAUCUACUAUAUCUAAUGAAUCUUUUCAAAUAAAAUAUUCACCAUUAACAAAACUUGUUAUAAUUAAUGAAACAGAGAAAUUAAUAUUUGCAAGAUAUAAAUCUUAUAUAAUGAUACCAUGGUUUUCUAUAUCAUAUAUUUUAAAUGAAUUUGACGAAGAGAAAAUCAAAGCUCUUGCAAAUAAAUAUGGUUUUAAACCAAUUCUUAUUGAUCCUCUUUCACAUCCAAUACUUUGUUCACAGCUAUUAAAAUUAGCAUCACCAAUGUCAAUAUCAACUCAGAUUAGUUUAUAUUCAAUUGAUUGUAUUAGAAAAAUCUUUCAAAUUUAUCAUUAUACGCAAAUGGAAAUUUUUCAUUUAUUAGAUAGAGCACGUUUCGCUGAAGCAAAUGAUGAUAUUUUUUUUUGGAAUAAAUCCUUUGAAGUAAAAAGAUAUAUAACAUUUCUUAUAUAA